This is a messenger RNA of Ruditapes philippinarum (Manila clam), 828 nucleotides long. RefSeq names its product galactose-3-O-sulfotransferase 2-like. The record is from RefSeq and is a predicted model, not a curated record. The coding region runs from base 1 to 828 and encodes 275 amino acids. NCBI's taxonomy places the organism in Eukaryota, Metazoa, Mollusca, Bivalvia, Venerida, Veneridae. The transcript has a single exon. Gene Ontology annotation, cellular component: membrane. Gene Ontology annotation, molecular function: galactosylceramide sulfotransferase activity. Gene Ontology annotation, biological process: glycolipid biosynthetic process.
AUGUUCCUGCCAAAACAAUCAGUAAUCUAUGAUUUAGAUCAAAAAUUGCUGAUGGAACAAAAGAAACAAUAUGAUAUUUUUGUAAUACACACGAACUAUAGCCACAAGUUUUUCACUUCUAUUGUUAGAAAUCCAGCAAUUAUUGGAGUUGUACGCAGGCCAGAAAAAAGAAUUAUAAGUCACGCGUUCUUCUUCAAACUGAAAACCAGGUCAAGACAAUUACAAGUGUUAAGUGACCAAAAUUUUAUAAACGAAGUUGUAAAGGACACACCACGAUAUGGUGUUAACAAAGUAAUUUCUCAAUAUUUUGGUAUCACAAACUUAGAUAUAUCUGAAAAUUCUUUACAGCAAUACCUUUUGAGACUGAACUCUGAAUUUACAUUAGUCAUUAUCCUUGAGAAACUCGACGAAUCUCUUAUCCUACUCAAGAGACUGUUUCGAUGGUCGAUAUAUGACGUAAUUUACGCGGCCAAAAAGACAAGACAUCGCGAAGGCAUCCAUUUAAACGCUAGCCAGAUAAAGCAUCUAGAAUAUACGAACAAGCUCGAAUAUGCGAUUUAUAAUUUCUUUAAUAAAGAACUUGAAAGAAAGAUCAGGAAUGCUGGAGACAACUUUUCACAAGAAGUUGCACAAUUUAAAGAUAUACUUAGUCAAACAGAUGCGUUUUGUCUCACACCAAAUAAUACUGUACCAUUUUACACGUUUCCUGCAUCAAGAUGGGACGAUAGUUUCUCAAUAACAACAACAGACUGUUAUGUUAUCUAUGAACAGGAUGUCAAUCAGUUCAAAAUUAAUUAUCCAUUUAGUGUUAAAAUUGGAAAUAAAUAA